Molecule: messenger RNA, 1700 nt
Organism: Balaenoptera musculus (blue whale)
Lineage: Eukaryota; Metazoa; Chordata; Mammalia; Artiodactyla; Balaenopteridae
Gene: ASIC3
Product: acid sensing ion channel subunit 3
Exons: 11
Coding region: 27-1628 (533 amino acids)
Biological process (GO): sodium ion transmembrane transport
Cellular component (GO): membrane
Source: RefSeq, a predicted model, not a curated record
UCCCCCCCGCGCCCCGGGCUCCGGCCAUGAAGCCCCACUCAGGGCCGGAGGAGGCCCAGCCGCCGGCCUCAGACAUCCGCGUGUUCGCCAGCAGCUGCUCGAUGCACGGCCUGGGCCACGUCUUCGGCCCGGGGGGCCCGAUGGCACGCCGGGGGCUGUGGACCGCAGCCGUGCUCCUGGCACUGGCCACCCUCCUCUACCAGGUGGCUGGGAGGGUGCGCUACUACGGGGAGUUCCACCACGAGACGGCCCUGGAGGAGCGUGAGAGCCGCCGGCUCACCUUCCCGGCCGUCACCCUGUGCAACAUCAACCCGCUGCGCCGCUCACGCCUCACGCCCAAUGACCUGCACUGGGCCGGGCCCGCGCUGCUGGGCCUGGAGCCCGCCGAGCACGCCGCCUAUCUGCGUGCCCUGGGCCGGCCCCCCGCGCCGCCCGGCUUCAUGCCCAGCCCCACCUUCGACGUGGCCCGGCUCUACGCCCGGGCCGGGCACGCCCUCGAGGACAUGCUGCUGGCCUGCCGCUACCGAGGCUGGCCGUGCGGGCCCGAGAACUUCACCACGGUCUUCACCCGCAUGGGGCAGUGCUACACCUUUAACUCCGGCGCCGAAGGGGCAGAGCUGCUCACCACUCCCAAGGGCGGCGCGGGCAACGGGCUGCAGGUCAUGCUGGACGUGCAGCAGGAUGAGUAUCUGCCCAUGUGGAGGGAUACGGAGGAGACGCCGUUUGAGGUGGGGAUCCGAGUGCAGAUCCACAGCCAGGAGGAGCCGCCACUCAUUGACCAGCUGGGCUUCGGGGCGGCCCCUGGCUACCAGACUUUUGUGUCCUGCCAGAAGCAGCAACUGAGCUUCCUGCCGCCACCCUGGGGUGACUGCAGCUCUGUCUCUCUGGACCCUGACUUUGAGCCAGAACCCUCUGGUCCUCUGGGUGCCCCCAGUCCCAGCCCAGGCCCCAGCCCUCCCUAUAGUCUAAUAGGGUGUCGCCUGGCCUGCGAGAGCCGCUAUGUGGCUCGGAAGUGCGGCUGCCGAAUGAUGCAUAUGCCAGGCGGCACGCCGGUGUGCAGCCCCCACCAGUACAAGGACUGCGCCCACCCGGCGCUGGACGCCAUGCUGCGGAAGGACGCGUGCACCUGCCCCAACCCGUGCGCCAGCACGCGCUACGCCAAGGAGCUCUCCAUGGUGCGGAUGCCGAGCCGCGCCGCCGCCCGCUACCUGGCCCGGAAACACAACCGCAGCGAGGCCUACAUCGUGGAGAAUGUGCUGAUGCUGGACAUCUUCUUUGAGGCCCUCAACUACGAGACGGUGGAGCAGAAGAAGGCCUACGAAAUGUCGGAGCUGCUCGGUGACAUUGGGGGCCAGAUGGGGCUGUUCGUCGGCGCCAGCCUGCUCACGGUCCUGGAGAUCUUGGACUACCUCUGUGAGGUGUUCUGGGACAGAGUCCUGGGAUACUUCUGGAACCGAAAGCGCUCCCAAAGGCACUCCAGCGCCAACCUGCUUCAGGAAGGGCUGGGCAGCCAUCAAACCCCAGUUCCCCACCUCAGCCUGGGCCCCAGGCCUCCCACCCCUCCCUGUGCCGUCACCAAGACGCUCUCUUCCUCUCAACGCACCUGCUACCUCGUCACCCGGCUCUAGAUGGGGCGUCUGUGUCUUCAGGGCCACACCCUGACAUCCCGGACGUGGCCAGCCCGCACGUGUCUUUGCCAC